Molecule: messenger RNA, 567 nt
Organism: Hydractinia symbiolongicarpus
Lineage: Eukaryota; Metazoa; Cnidaria; Hydrozoa; Anthoathecata; Hydractiniidae
Product: dihydrofolate reductase-like
Exons: 1
Coding region: 1-567 (188 amino acids)
Biological process (GO): glycine biosynthetic process; tetrahydrofolate biosynthetic process; folic acid metabolic process
Cellular component (GO): mitochondrion
Molecular function (GO): NADP binding; dihydrofolate reductase activity
Source: RefSeq, a predicted model, not a curated record
AUGUCAAAAAGUACAUUGAAACUACAUUGUAUUGCUGCUAUGGAUGCAAAAAGAGGCAUUGGAAAGAAUAACAAGCUUCCAUGGGAUUUACCCAAAGAAUUUAAAUAUUUUCAAAAUAUCACUACAAAAGUUGUUUCCCAAGAGAAACAAAAUGCAGUAAUAAUGGGUAAAAGGACUUACCUCUCUAUUCCAGAAAAAUUUCGGCCUCUGAAAAAACGGUUGAACGUUGUGUUAAGUACAACACUAUCAGCAUCAGAUCUUCCUGACAAUGUUAUCCUUCUACCUAAUCUGGAUGCAGCUGUCAAGUUUUUAUCAAAACCAGAAAUGUUGGAGAAAAUCGAAAGUGUGUUUACCAUUGGAGGCUAUGGUGUUUAUAAAGAUACCAUUAAUUCUCCCAAUUGUGGAAAAAUUUAUUUAACGGAAAUAGAAAGUGAUUUCCAAUGUGAUGUCUUUUUUCCAGAAUUUGAUAAAAGUGUUUUUAAAGAUAUCGCAGUUGAUGGUGUAUCACAGGAACAACAAGAAGAGAAUGGUGUAAAGUAUCGAUACCAUGUGUAUGCCAAAGAAUAA